CAAUGUUUUUAAUAUUAGUGUGUUCAAAAUCGUGUGUUACAGACAGACAUGGCGCCACAAAUUAAAUAUACAAAGCUGUUCAUCGACAACCAGUGGGUGGACGCCGUCAGUGGAAAAACCUUCGAAACUUACAACCCUCAUGAUGGCUCCGUUAUCGCUAAAGUAUCUGAGGGUGGUGAGGCGGAUAUAAAUUUAGCGGUAGCAGCAGCGAAGCGUGCCUUCCAACGCAACUCUGAAUGGCGUCUCCUGGAUGCAUCCCAAAGAGGUUAUUUACUCUACAAAUUCGCUGAUCUGGUGGAAAGGGACUUCGAGUACCUCGCUGAACUUGAGAGCUACAACAAUGGGAUGGUGGUUAGCUUGUCAAAAGGAUUCAAUCGGCACGGUAUCGAUUAUAUUCGAUACUUGGCCAGUUUGGCUGACAAAGUUCAAGGAGAUACCAUUCCUCUUAGUGGUGAUGUUUUUUCAUACACGUUGAAGCAACCUGUGGGCGUGUGCGGACUCAUCCUGCCGUGGAAUGGACCGAUCAUGAUGUUUAUCCACAAAGUAGUAACUGCUCUCGCCGCCGGUUGCACGGUGGUUGUGAAGCCAGCAGAGCAGACGCCGCUGACAGCGCUGGCUCUGGCCGCGUUGCUGCAGGAGGCGGGCGUGCCGGCUGGCGUUGUCAACGUCGUCAACGGUUUCGGCGUUGGUGCUGGCACCACACUUACCCACCACCCCGACGUCGCCAAGAUCUCAUUCACUGGAUCACUUGAAGUUGGAAAACUCAUUCAAAAAUGUUUUCUCCUAUUUCCAGUAAAUACUGCAAUACCAGUUGCGGCCAACGGCAUCUUUGCCCACCAAGGGCAAGUGUGCGUGGCAGCCUCUCGUCUUUACGUGCAGUCAGGUAUCUACGACAAAUUCGUACAGGGAUGCGUCGCAUUCGCAAAGAAACGUGUUGUCGGAAACCCAUCAGAUCCUGCGACAGAACAAGGACCGCAAAUAGAUCAGGAUAUGCUGGAUAAAAUUUUAGGAUACGUCGAGAAGGGCAAGAAGGAGGGAGCAAAGCUGCUGACUGGAGGCAAGCGCAUUGGUACCUCAGGCUACUACAUUGAGCCCACAGUCUUUGCUGACGUCACUGACGAUAUGACCAUCGCUAAAGAAGAGAUCUUCGGGCCGGUGCAGAGCAUUAUCAAGUUCGAUAGAUUGGAUGAGGUUAUCGACAGAGCGAAUGCCACGAACUACGGCCUCGCGGCGGGCAUCUUUACAAACAACCUAAAUAACGCGCUGCAGUACACCAAGCAUGUAGAGGCAGGGAAUGUGUGGGUAAACACGUACUUGAUGUCCGGCCCACAAGGGCCUUUUGGUGGCUUCAAAGAUUCUGGUCUCGGAAGGGAAAAUGGCAUCAACGCAUUGGAAGCUUAUUUAGAAGUAAAGACCGUCACCAUUAGCCUGCCAAAGAAGUUCUAAUUUUAGCUAUUUAUUUAUUAAAAUUUGAUUCCUAAUAAAUUGAAAUAAGUUAAUUAUCAA
This is a messenger RNA of Papilio polytes (common Mormon), 1506 nucleotides long. RefSeq names its product retinal dehydrogenase 1-like. The record is from RefSeq and is a predicted model, not a curated record. The coding region runs from base 49 to 1446 and encodes 465 amino acids. Gene Ontology annotation, molecular function: aldehyde dehydrogenase (NAD+) activity. The transcript is spliced from 11 exons. NCBI's taxonomy places the organism in Eukaryota, Metazoa, Arthropoda, Insecta, Lepidoptera, Papilionidae.